Molecule: messenger RNA, 1059 nt
Organism: Eimeria mitis
Lineage: Eukaryota; Apicomplexa; Conoidasida; Eucoccidiorida; Eimeriidae
Exons: 2
Coding region: 1-1059 (352 amino acids)
Source: RefSeq, a predicted model, not a curated record
AUGUUUGGUCGGCCUAGCUUCCCAUGGUGCAUGCCUCUGUUUGCUGCAGCAACAGCUGCACUAGGAGCUGAAGCUAGAACGCCGGAGACAACCAAUGCGCCUUCAAGUUACGCAGCUGCAGUAUCAGCUGUCAUGCUUCAUGAUGAAACUCUGCGUCCUGACCUGUUUCCCCCAUUGAAUGUGGUGGUGGGGCAGCCCUUGGGAGGUUUGGAAUCCUCUGUAUUUAUAGAGGGGCAGAAGCAGCGGCAAAUAUCUCAGCUUUUGGCCGUCAGUGCUGGUCUGGUGGCGGUUGUUUGUUUAGCAGUGGCAUUUUUCGUGCUUCAGUGUGCACGGAAGGCCCUGUUCCCGAGGUUGUUUGGUCCUCUUGGUAGAAGGGCUCUCUCCGAUUCAGAAUGGGAGGACAAGUGGCUGGAGGAAUGCCCUGAAUAUGAUUCAGAAGGACAGGAGGAUGAAGGCGAUGAAGAGGGAACAUGGGAUGAAAUCCCAGCGGCGGAGACAGGAGAAUCUGUGGCUUUGCAGACAUUAGAAGCGUUGAGGGACCUCAUGACUCUGGGGAUGCGAACGAUGCCGCAUCUAACUUUUCCUGAUAGAGGCACUCUGCUUGUCUUGUUAUUGACAAUCAGCACGCAGGAGUUGGUUUUGUGUGGGGUGUACGCAACUCCCGCGGUGGAGGCGGAGCGGCAGAAGACAGUGGAUUUCAUUCGGGAGAACGGGCUGAAGGAGUUACAACAACUACAUACUACUCGCGAGAAAUGUAAUGCAAAAGGCAGAGCGAAGAAAAUGUUAAGGCUCUUGGAGCGAUUUGGAACUUCCCGAUCAGUGCCAAACCUUUCGGAGCUGGCUGUGGAAGCAAGCAUCUGCGCGUAUAGAAUUGCGCAGUGUUAUAAGGCUCUAGAACAGCUGCAACCUUGGGUAGAAAUGGACCUUCCGAUCCCCGAAAAGGUAGUCGAGCAAGCCCUCGCAGUGUUUUCGUAUACUCGCAAAACGGCAAAAAGCAGGCUCAAGCUAGACCCGGCUGCGAACGCCUGGGUGGUGGAUAUACAAGGACAGAGGCUUUGA